GGCAGUCUCCCACUAGCCGACGCCGAGUAAGGUCCACGCUGCCACCUUUUCGUCAGUGUCACCCUCCCUCUCUCGAGAGAGAGAGACGAGUUCGAGAAAUUGAUAUCUAGUUUUGUACUCAAUUGGAAAAUUAGUCUCCUUGGAUCAAUGAGGCAGAAAGGAUGCGAGUGCUCUCACGCGUACGUAAAUCGCUGGCUCGUUUGAUGAUGUUCUUCAAAGGGACUUUUCUUGCAGUGACUGUCUUCUAAAAAGACUGUCCCGUGGGGAUCCUGCGAAGGAAAACGUUUCAAAGGAUUUACAUGAAAGGGAUCGGCCGGCAUCUUGCAAAAAACGUUUUUACGAUGAACAUUGUCUUUGCUGGGGAAAUUAAUUCCCUUGGAUGGACGGCCAAUUUUGCCAAGCUCUUCUUGUACUUCUCGUGGACUCUAUAAAAUGCAGAACUACUUAGCUACAUAUUUUUGUAUGAUAGAUGCAUUAGUUUUUUUAAAAUUAAUAAGUAACAUUAGUUUUUCCCAUUUAGGGAAAAAAAUUGACUUUAAUUGAUGACUAUCUGUAUAUCAUCUUAACUUUUGGAAAAAAAACAGCUAUGUGUUUCUGUAAUGAGGUCAAGUAGAUACUUGUGAAAAUGUACAGAUAUUUAAACAAUGUCAUCUAAUACAUUUUUUUUUUAUUAUCAUAGUUCAGAUAUGCUGUGAUAGGUACUGAAGUCCACGGAAAUAUUUAGCUUGUAGUAAACAGAUAAAUAGGUAGAAAGAGAAAGAGAGAGCAAUUAAAAUAGACAUACAGAGAGAGCGAGAAACAGAGACUUUAAAGCAUUUUAAGCAUAACAAAGAUAUUAUAAACAAUAAGAGUCAUCGUGAACUGAACAAAAUCAUAUAGACAGAAAACUGAAAUAUAAACCCAGAAAAAUCAGGAGAAACUUUAUGUAAAAUAAUAAUAAUAAUAUUUAAGCACCUCUGCCAAACACCAAACCGAGAAGACUUAGACAAGAGGCAAAUAAGAUAAAUAAGAGAUAAAAGAGAGACUGAAAAAAUUAGAGAAAGUAAUAGUUAAACAAUGGAGUCCUCCGAGACUCAAAGCGCGGGAAAUGGUUCAAAGAAGUCACCCGGAAUAAGAUUUCUUUUAUGAGUUGAUACUCUCUGUCUCUCUCCCCACCCACCUCCCUCCCUCCCCCAUCUCUCUCUCUCUCUCUCUCUCUCUUUGGCUUGGUGGUGGUUUGUGUGUUUGUGCGUGCCUUUGUGCGUGUUUCUGCGAUAGAAAAAAUAAUAUAAAUAGAAGAUCAAAGACGAGCCGAUAUGGAGGACAAAGUGAUACUGAUGAUCAUUGCUGCUACUCUCUGCCAUCUUGGGGGAUCGUCCUCGGAGGACAUCAGCGUCAGAGGCGCCCAGCGAGAAGACCAGACGGAAUGUCCAGGAGACACCACGGCCACCUUCUUCGAGGGCAUGACUGCUGAGCAGCAGAACAACACCGAGGUCGUGGCGCAGGUCGGGGGCACUGCCACCAUCAAGUGCUAUACCCACUUCCAGGGGGACGAGACGGUAACUUGGAUUAAAAAGGACGAGGAUCACUUGCUCACUGCUGGCGGACAGGUUUACUCAUCAGAGGCCAGAUACUCAGUCACACACGAGAGACAGAAAAAGCUGUGGGCUCUGUCAGUUCGGGAUGUGCGGAAAUCGGACGCUGGAUUGUACGAGUGUCAGCUGACCACACAUCCGCCAACUUCGCUCUUCUUCACCCUUAAUGUCGUAGAAGCCCGAGCCGUCAUCCAGGGAGGGCAGGAGGUACACGUCCACACGGGAGUCAAGUUGAAGCUGCACUGCAAGGUGGAAUUGGCCACCCAGCCUCCCCAGUACAUCUUCUGGUACCACAACAACACGAUGGUCAACUUCGAGCACAGUCGUCCGCUCAAGGUGGUCGGGGACGAGUUCAGCAGCACCCUGAUCAUCUCCAACCUCACCUGGGAGGAUGCUGGGUCAUACACCUGCGAAGCUCACAAAGCUCAUCCGGCUAAUAUCACCAUGCACGUCAUUGGAGAGGAAAAGCACGCAGCACUCCACAAGGACAACGGGGUGAGCGACGAGGCCUGCACCCUCACAUCCACCUAUGACGACGCCCUCAGAACCGCUCUGCUGGUCCUCUGGGCCACUUACACUUACGGGGAAAAUUUUAGGGGGUUCCUGCGACUCUGGAGUCUGCGGUGAUGUGUUACUCCCCCCUGAUCAAAAGAGAGAAUGGUGUUCUGUGUCGUCAGUCAAUACGAUCCCGUAUUGGACUGAUUUGUAAACAAUAACCGCUGGAAAGGUUUUUUUUUUUUCUUGCCUUUAAUGUAAAGAUGUCCCGAGGGAAACAGACCUAUACUAUACUAUACCGGAGAACUUACGUGCUCUGGGACGUAUUCAUGUGUAAAAGGAACAUCUCUCGUGCAGCAGAAAUAUAUAAUAUUAUAUAUAAAUAUAAUCUUUAUAUGGAAGACACCUCAGAAAACUUUAUACCUUAAUGCAUAAGAAUUCCCAGAAUUCGGACGAUUCCUAAUUUUGGAAGCACUAACAAAUCUGAUAAGAGUGUUGUAUUUUUUGUGUAUAUAUAAAAAAUAUAUAUAUCGGUCACCAAAAAAAAAAUAAAA
Molecule: messenger RNA, 2623 nt
Organism: Macrobrachium nipponense
Lineage: Eukaryota; Metazoa; Arthropoda; Malacostraca; Decapoda; Palaemonidae
Product: lachesin-like
Exons: 6
Coding region: 1296-2201 (301 amino acids)
Biological process (GO): synapse organization
Cellular component (GO): neuron projection membrane
Source: RefSeq, a predicted model, not a curated record